CGAAAGAUCUUGGAUGCCAUGACAUUGUUGCUUUCUCGUUUCAUUUCUUUCUCAUUAUUUUUUUCUUUGGGAUCUACAGCAACAACAUCUACCGAACCGUUCUGGAGCUCUCAUCUGAUCUGAUCCCAUCCUUUCUCUUCCCAACUAAGUGAUACUAUUAUAGUGAUAGCAAGAUGACGACACCCGCUCCCAGCGUAAGUCCUAGUGUAACUCCUAGUGUAAGUCCCACUUUUGCGGGAUCUUGCAGCUUUAGUGUGAAUUUUGGUUCCGGCGCCGUACUAAGUACCCACGGCAUGUACCAAUUCAACCAAGCCGCUGGUACAUCGGCUACGUGUACAUUGACGUGCGAUUCGGGCGCCACGACGAAUCUGUGGUUGGCGUACGACGAAACGCCUUCGAUUUUUAACCACGAUGCGGCCGCCGUGGAUAUUACGGGCUGUUCUUCCACGGUCAGCAUUGCUGCCAGCGUGGAUGAAUGCUUCUUGGGGUACCGCGUGGAAAGUGCCUAUUACAACAACAUGGUAUUGACGUGUACAUGCAACUCGUUGGGACCUUCCAGUUGCCCCACUCCCGCGCCUCAGGUCGCUCCCGACUGUAGCCAAGGAUCCAAGUCCAAGGAGAAGUGCAGCGGAGAUGGCGGCGAUGUCUGCUUCUCCAAGGAUACAACGGUCAAAACGCAGUCGAGAGGAACGGUCCAGAUGAAGGAUCUUCAAGAAGGAGAACUCAUCCUUACAGGAACCACCCCUAGUCACCAAGAUAUCUACGAACCCGUCUUUCGAUUUGGACACAAGAAUCAGGACAAGUCUGCUACCUUUCUCAAGUUCUACACCAACAUGCUCGUACACCAAGAACAACAAGAAGAAGAAACCGAAACUGAAGCGGCUCCACUGGAAAUCUCACCCAGUCACUUGAUCUUCAAGCUACUGGCCAAUGGACAGCAACUUGCGGUCCGAGCCGAUUCGCUUCAAGUGGGAGACACAUUGGUUCAGGGUGUUGGAGGACAGCACGCCACCAUUUUGCAAAUCAAGGAGGUCACCAAACGAGGACUCUACAUGCCACUCACGCCCACGGGAAACAUUGUCGUCAAUGGAGGAUACAAGGCGUCCACGUACGUUUCCAAUACCGAUUGGGCUCCCACCUUUGUCCGCACGCUACACGAAACGUUUGGAAUUCCCGAACAAACACUCUUUCAUUGGUUCUUGGCGCCAUUUCGAUCCGUCUGUUUGGGAUUGAGCUUGUAUUGUGGAGACGUCAAUGAACAAGGAAUCUUGAAUUAUCUGCUUUGGGGACAACAGUUGGCCAUGUGGGUCGAAGCCACCGGAGUCUUUUGCCAAACGUGGAUUGUCGCGCCCUUGUUUAUUGUCUUCUUUGGCAUGUGGAACGUUUUCGAUCGGGUCUUUGGUGUCACCCUCUUGGCGGUCCCCUUGCUUGUCCUGCUUCGACGUUGGAAACAACAACACGUCAAACAGGACUGAUUAUUAUAGUGUCACGUGCGAAAAGUAUGGUACUCGCAACAAGCAACAACAUGAUGGAUGGAUCGAUCGAUCGAUGGUGGAGAUCUGACGUUCGACGUGGCGCUUCCGUACAUAUUCGACAACCUUUCUUGUAUUUAUUCUACACAAAUUCAGAUUUCAUUUCUAUGUUCAUGCUGCCUUCUCGAUGAUGGGGAUCAGCGAGUGCCGCUUGGUGCAAGACGAGGCUACUGCAUCGUAUCAAAGCUCGCAAUUGAAAAUGACAAAGUCUAUCUUUUGCACCAGCUCUCGAUUCCAUUCAGAAGAAAUUGUACUCGCAGGACGGCGGUGAGCUAAACACUACAUAGGUAAUACAUGUACUAGUACAAUACACACAUUCGUCGU
Seminavis robusta is the source of this 1856-nucleotide messenger RNA. The record is from the annotation of a GenBank genome assembly. NCBI's taxonomy places the organism in Eukaryota, Bacillariophyta, Bacillariophyceae, Naviculales, Naviculaceae.